Molecule: messenger RNA, 1194 nt
Organism: Talaromyces atroroseus
Lineage: Eukaryota; Fungi; Ascomycota; Eurotiomycetes; Eurotiales; Trichocomaceae
Exons: 3
Coding region: 1-1194 (397 amino acids)
Source: RefSeq, a predicted model, not a curated record
AUGUUUGGCAUCUUUGCGGACCUCCUGUCCUCGGCUAUCACUAUAUUAUUCCCAGCGUUUGCUUCCUACAAAGCCAUUCGUUCCGGUAAUCCUGCACAGCUCACGCCAUGGCUGAUGUACUGGGUUGUGCUGUCGGGCAUACUGCUAGCUGAGUCAUGGACGGUAUUUAUUAUCGGAUGGUUCCCAUUCUACAGCUGGAUUCGUCUCUUCUUCCUGUCCUACCUCGUCCUUCCCCAAACCCAAGGCGCCCGCAUCCUAUUCCAGGAAUAUGUCGAUCCCUUCUUCGAGCAACACGAGCGAGAAAUCGAGGAGUUCAUUGGCCGUAGCCAUGAGCGCGCCAAAACCAUAGGUCUGCAAUACUUCUACCAGCUAGUCGAUCUCAUCAAAGAAAAAGUCCUCGGCAUGCCGCCCCAGCAGCAGCAACAGCAAGCAGUCUCACCUCACGCCACCGGUCCUGCUGGAUAUGCCCAGUCACUCCUCUCUCGAUUCAACUUGCCAUCAUCCGGACCUGGCGCCCCACAAGGCCUCGUAGUUGGGGGCGACUGGUACUCUCUCGUCACCUCAGCCCUCGGCGCCGUAACCUCUUCCUCCACCACUACUAGCCCAAGAGGAACCCGCAACCUCGACGCGCAAGCCGAACAACUCUCCGCAAGCGGAAUCCUACAUCCCGACCGAGUGGCGAAACUAUCACGCAACGAAAAAGCGCGGUUCUAUUCCUCGCAGCGCGAACGCCUAGAAAUCCUCGUUUCGGCCCUGGAGAAAGAAGAGCGCAAACUCACCCCGACUACGAGCAAUAGCAGCAGUAGCAACAAUUCUGAUGAUGAUGAUGCUGCUGCUCUCGCUUAUGGCUAUGGUCAUCGCCCGUCGUCGUCGAUGAGCAAGACGAGACUGCGCAAGAAUGCAAGUGAGGUUUCGUUUGACCAGAUUGAUGCGGAUGAUCUGAGUGGGUCUACGGCGUCUAUACAUCAUCAGCAUCAUAAUACCAACAACCAUAAUAACACUCAUUAUGAAGAAGGCAGACCAGCAGCAGGACGAUGGACGAGCGGCUGGUUCGGUGGCAAUUCUAAUUCUGCUACUGCAUCCUCAAAACGCCACGUACCCUCCUCCGACUCCGCGUCAUCGUCAUCGCCGGGCGUGGAGUUUGCGGCUAGGGCUGUGGAUGAGAUUGGACGAGCAUCUGGCUUUUCGAGAUAG